AUGAAUGCUACAAUUUUUGAAAAGUGGUAUUUGCAAAUGUUAAUGAACUUGGAAGAGCCCAGUGUCAUUGUUAUGGACAACGCGUCAUACCAUUCUGCAUUACUCGAAGACUACCCGAAGUCAAAUAGUAGGAAGACGGAUGUUCAGCAAUGGUUGUGCGGAAAAAAUAUAGACUUUUCUCCCCUCGAAACUCUUGACGAAUUACGGGCGAAAGUCAAACUUGCGAUGCCGCGUGGAAAAAUUUAUAAGUUGGAUGAAUUGACACUCCAAAUGGGGCAUGAAGUGGUGAGACUUCCACCUUACCACUGUCAGUAUAAUCCCAUAGAAUUGAUUUGGGCACAAUUUAAAAGGAGAGUGGCUGAAAAAAACUCAACAUUUAAAAUUGCUGAUGUUGAGGCACUCGUUCAUACAGAAAUUGAUGCGGUAACUGCUGAUGAUUGGGCCAAAUGUGGAGAACAUAGCGUGAAAAUUCAAGAGGAGGAUUUCCACAAAGCAGGACUGAGGGACGAAAUAUUAGAGCCAAUAAUUUUAACAAUUUAUCCAGACGACAGCAGUUCGAGCAACGAUGAUGACGAUGACGAUGAAUAG
Rhopalosiphum maidis (corn leaf aphid) is the source of this 588-nucleotide messenger RNA. RefSeq lists its product as uncharacterized. Lineage: Eukaryota; Metazoa; Arthropoda; Insecta; Hemiptera; Aphididae. The coding region runs from base 1 to 588 and encodes 195 amino acids. Gene Ontology annotation, molecular function: nucleic acid binding. The transcript has a single exon. The record is from RefSeq and is a predicted model, not a curated record.